UUGUGUUUUAAAAGGGAAACUCAGGUUAAAAAAAUCUACCAACUAUUAGGAAACUUUUUAACAGUUCUAGCAUACAAAAAAAUUAAAUUUUUUUUCAUUUGUUCAGGUUUUUAGGGUUCUUGCCUAUAAUUAAUUACAUAUUCUAUCUGCAGGCAGCGCCAAUCAAUUACGGCCAUGGCCGUUUGAACGUUAACACAAAAAAAAAGGAAAAUAUAUAAAAAAGUCGCACAUUUCCCAGGUCACAGAACACAGAUACAAUUUGUUUUUGCUGAUAAGAAAUCUGAAAAAAGGAAAAAUUUAGCGCUAUCAACAAGUUGAAUGCGAACGCACCGCAAAGUGAAUAAACGCUAAACGAGAGGUGGAGAGCGAGAACCGUAGAAGGAGAAACAGAGAGAGAAUAGCAAAAGUUCAUUAGUCGCUCGCGAUAAACUAAAAACGGCAAAUGUAAAUAAAAAGCAAAAAACAAAGAAAAUCACUCAGAUUCACACGCACACUCGCAAGCGUUUUGAGCGCCUUGGCUUUGUUUAUUUUAGGCGAACUCGCCGCACUCGUUUUUCGCCGCAUCUGGCGUAUCUGGCAGCUACGUUCGCCGUUCGGCGUUCGCUUUUCGCCUUAGUAUCGCUCAGAUAUUCAAACCGUUCGGUUCGCUCGGAAAGAGAACGCGCGACAAAAGCGGCCCGAAAAUAAAUUACAUUCAAAUACUGCCCACUGGCAACCCAGAAAAAUAGGAAAUCGAUCUGAAAACCAUAUAUAAAAAUCGGGCAGAGUUUUGUGCGUGUGUGUGUAUGUGCUUGUAAAAUAAGAAAACCCCCCAAGAAAAUCCCAGAAUAAAAAGUACAAAAGUAUUCUUUUUGAGAUGAGCCAAUGAAACGUUUUUUAUACGCGAUCAACGGUCGCGUGCUCAAUUCGCGCGUGUGUGUUUGUGUGCUCGUGUCUGUGUGUCGCCAAGGUGUGAAAAUAUACAUAUGUGCUUAUACAGAUAUAUCUCAAGCGAUACAACGAAAAAGUCUCGACGAAACUUUUCCCUCUCGCUAACUAAAUAAUUGACAAGGCAAAUAAGUUAUUAUGAAAGUGAAACAGAGUGAAAACAAAAGCAAGAGCGAUCGCAACCAAAGUGUGCAAAUUAAUCCAAAAUUCGACAAUUUCAAUUGGCUGACAACAACCUGCGGCCUUUUGGCGGCAGUAAAAUCAACAAAAUUGAUUCCACAACAGCAACAACAACUUCAACAGCAGCCAAGAAAUACAAUUUACGUUACGCAGCGGAGUUGCUCAAGUUUGACAAAAUUCAAUUCAUUAAAACGGAGGGUUUAACAUUUGCAUUGCUGGCGGGCCCCAUGGGCCAAGCGGCAAGUAUGUGUCGAUUUCGUGGUUGUCGCUACAAAAACAAAACCAAAAGCAGCAAGCAACAUCAGCAGCAGCAACAGCAACAGCAACAGCAACAACAACAACUACAGUAUCAGCAACAACAACAACAAACACCCACCCAUAGUCCUCAGAUUCAACAUCAUUCUGAGAUAAUACCAGCUACAACAGGCCUGCAUCUGCGGAGCAUCGAGGAGCCAGCGACGACGCCGCUCCAGUUCCAGACCGCUGGCAGGAUGAACGCGGAGCAGGGGGGCACGGGGUACGGCGGCUACGGAACCAGCGAGCACUCGCUGCUCAUCGCCACGCGCCACGCCGGUGUCCCCCUGCCCCUCGCCCAGCAGCAGCCACUCCCCGCCCACUAUCAGACGGCCAACCACAUUGGCGCCGCCCCCGCCACCUCCUCCUCCGCCUCCUCCAACGGAGGAUCCUCCUCCUCCGCCGGCGGACUGCAGUCGCAGUCGGUGUUCCCGCCGCAGCAUCCGCAGCAAACGCAGCAGCAGCAGCAGUAUCAGGUGCAACAGCCGUACAACCAGUACCAGUACCAGCACCACUACCACCACCAGCCCACGUCGCCACAGCACCACCGGCCCUACGAUCCGGAGCACGCCAGGAUGGAGGCCUGGCUGGACGAGAAUCAGGAAUUUGUACAGGAUUAUUUUAUAAGGAAAGCCACACGUCAGACGGUGGACGCCUGGCUGGUCUCACAUGCCACCUCCGCGGGCAACGACGUGGUCAGCAGCACCUCCCCCACCCACCCCAAUGGGCAGACCUCCUCCUCGAGGGGCGGAUCCGGAGCCACCACACCAGUGCGAAAAAUCUCUGCUCACGAGUUUGAGCGCGGUGGUUUGCUGAAGCCGAUUGUCAAUACCAUCGACGGCACGCCCACAUUUUUGAGCAUUGGUCCGCCGUUGGACAACGGGGGCGUGGGCGGCAGCUGCGGCAACCUGCAGAACGUCGGCGGCGUCGUGGCGGGACAGUAUCAGUAUCACCACCAGCAGCACCACCACAACCAUCCGCAUCUGCACCACAGCCAGCACAGUCAUUAUCAGGCGGGCGGAGCCGUUGGCAGCAGCAGCUUGGGCAGCUCCACUGGCGGCGGAGGAGCGGGAAGUGCCCCCGGAAUGGGUGGCACUGGAGGAGCCGGAAAUGGACAUCAAUAUCAAUAUUAUCAUUGCCACCAGCGACCGCAGCGGUUGUCGCGCAACGAGCUCAAGCAGCUCGAUGAGAAGGAGUUGAUUUUCGAACUGGUAAAGGACAUUUGCAACGAGCUCGAGGUGCGCACUUUGUGCCACAAGAUCCUCCAGAAUGUUUCCAUACUCCUGAAUGCCGAUCGAGGAUCUCUUUUCCUGGUGCAAGGACGAUGCAACGGACCUGACGGACUCAAAAAAUGCCUCGUCUCGAAGCUGUUCGAUGUGUGCCCCCGCAGCACCGUGGAGGAGAUGGAGCAGCAGGACGAGGUGCGGGUGGCCUGGGGCACCGGAAUCGCCGGACAUGUGGCCGAAAGCGGAGAGCCGGUCAACAUACCAGAUGCUUACCAGGACGAGCGCUUCAAUUGUGAAAUUGACUCGUUGACCGGCUAUCGGACGAAGGCCUUGCUCUGCAUGCCCAUCAAGGAUUCAUCCGGGGAUGUGAUUGGCGUGGCGCAGGUCAUCAACAAAAUGAAUGGCGAGUGCUUCUCCGAAAUCGAUGAAAAGGUCUUUGCCUCGUAUCUGCAGUUCUGUGGCAUUGGACUGCGAAACGCCCAGCUGUACGAGAAAUCUCAACUGGAAAUCAAGCGGAAUCAAGUGCUCCUGGACUUGGCCCGCAUGAUCUUCGAGGAGCAGAGCACCAUCGAGCACAUGGUCUUCCGCAUCCUCACCCACAUGCAGAGUCUCAUCCAGUGCCAACGGGUUCAGAUCCUUUUGGUUCACGAGGCGGACAAAGGCAGCUUCUCGCGGGUCUUCGACUUCGAGGCGAACGAUCUGAGUGAGGAGGAGGCCACCUCGCGAACCAGUCCCUAUGAGUCGCGGUUUCCCAUCAACAUUGGGAUCACUGGACAUGUGGCCACCACCGGGGAGACGGUCAAUGUGCCGAAUGCCUACGAGGACGAUCGAUUCGACGCCAGUGUGGAUGAGAACUCCUGCUUCAAGCACCGCUCUAUUUUGUGCAUGGCCAUCAAGAACUCGCUGGGUCAGAUCAUCGGAGUCAUCCAGCUGAUCAACAAGUUCAAUGAGUUGGACUUCACCAAGAACGACGAGAACUUCGUGGAGGCGUUCGCCAUCUUCUGCGGAAUGGGCAUCCACAACACGCACAUGUACGAGAAGGCCAUCGUGGCGAUGGCCAAGCAGAGUGUCACCCUGGAGGUGCUCAGCUACCACGCAUCGGCCACCAUGGACGAGGCCCAUCGUUUGAGGCGUCUUCGAGUACCUUCAGCUGUGCAUUUCCGAUUGCACGACUUUAAGUUCGAUGACAUACACUUUGAAGAUGACGAUACUUUAAAGGCCUGCCUGCGCAUGUUUUUGGAUCUCGAUUUUGUGGAACGCUUUCAUAUUGACUAUGAAGUUCUUUGCCGUUGGCUGUUGAGUGUAAAGAAGAAUUAUCGCAACGUUACCUACCACAAUUGGCGGCAUGCCUUCAAUGUGGCGCAAAUGAUGUUUGCCAUUCUAACUACCACUCAAUGGUGGAAGAUCUUUGGUGAAAUCGAAUGCUUGGCGCUAAUUAUUGGCUGCCUUUGUCACGAUCUCGAUCAUCGAGGGACUAACAACUCCUUCCAGAUUAAAGCCUCAUCGCCUUUGGCUCAGCUGUACUCCACCUCCACCAUGGAGCACCAUCACUUUGAUCAGUGUCUGAUGAUCUUGAAUAGUCCCGGAAAUCAAAUCCUGGCUAAUCUGUCCUCCGAUGAUUAUUGUCGAGUUAUAAGGGUGCUGGAAGAUGCCAUUCUAUCCACUGAUUUGGCAGUGUAUUUCAAGAAACGAGGGCCCUUCUUGGAGAGUGUGAGCCAACCAGUGAGCCAUUGGGUGGCCGAGGAGCCGCGCGCCUUGUUGCGUGCCAUGAGCAUGACUGUCUGUGAUUUGUCGGCCAUCACGAAGCCGUGGGAGAUUGAGAAGCGUGUGGCCGACUUGGUUAGCUCGGAGUUCUUCGAGCAGGGUGAUAUGGAGAAGCAGGAGCUCAACAUAACUCCUAUUGACAUCAUGAAUCGCGAGAAGGAGGAUGAGCUGCCCAUGAUGCAAGUGAACUUUAUUGACUCCAUUUGCUUGCCUAUUUAUGAGGCCUUUGCCACCCUCUCCGACAAGCUAGAGCCUCUUGUCGAGGGCGUGCGCGAUAAUCGCGGCCAUUGGAUCGAUCUGGCCGAUGUGGUGAAAACCAAAGCUAGUCAGGAUCAGGAUCGAGAGCCAGAGGAGCCGAAGGAGCAGCAGCAGAAAAAUGUGAUAUCGAACGGUGACUGCAAGGCGAUGAGUGAUGAUGAUGCAACGGCGGCUGCAACGGAAGCGAAAGCGGAAUCGCCAGCGGCGGACAACCAGCAAGGCCAACAAGCAAGCGUAAAUGGCCCCCAAGUUGGCAACAACAGCAGCAGUCCCACUAAUAAGAACCUUGCCGUCGCUUCUCAUCCCACCAGCACCCAGCCCAGUGAAGAUGAUGAUGAUGAUGGAGAUGGAGAUGCAGAUGGAGUUCUUGAAGCAAAUGCAGAUGCAGAUGAUGAUGGGGCAGAGACCGUCGAGGAGAACGGUCACGAUGCCGAAGUGGAGGAGUUGUCCUAUCGCUCGAACAGCAGUUGCAGCUCCUCAACGGCCUCCAGUCGUCUGUCGACGCCACCGCCAACCGGCGAGGAUGACAGCACACCGGUUUCACCCUCGAAAACGCUGCAGGCCAAGCUGGUCGUGGCCAAUUUGAGUGCCCUGCAGAGGCAGUCCUCCAAUCCGAGUGGCAGUGGCAGCCAGAAGCAGCGCUGCAAGAGCUGUGAUCAUUCGAGGAGCGGCAUGCAGGUGCGCAAGACGAGUUCCCUGCGCGGAGCCCAGGAAUUGGAAACCAAAAAUGGCAGUAAUGCUGCUCUCUGCAAAAGCACGCCAGUGAUCAACAACCACAGCCAUCAGCAUAGUCACAGUCACAGUCACAGUCACAGCCAUAGUCACAGCCACAAUCACAGCCAGCAGCACCAUCAUCACCAUCAUCAUCAUCACCAUCACUCGCAUCACAAUCAUGGCCAGCAUGGCAUCGGAAUUGGCAGUGCCAGCAUUGGUGGCAGUGGGCUAAUUAGCCUGACCACGCCCCUUUUGGCGGCCGACAGUGAUAGGAUACCAAAAAUAGUGGGCAAAAUUGGAAAUCUCGAUGGUCUGCCCUUUGCCAAUGGCAUUGGUGGCACCCCAAAUGGUCAUGGUCUGCCAUUCGGCAGCUUGCAUCAUCAUCAUCACCAUCAUCAUUUGCUGGCGCGUCGUCAUUCGGAGACUAAUAGCAAUGUGGCCACCGCUGUGGCAGCUGAAAAGUAAAAAAAAAAAACACAAAGAAUAAGAAAAACAUCCCAAUCUAGUGUGUUUCUAGAAGCUCAGAAGCAGUCAAGGGAUCAAAACUUAAGCUCAAAACUCUUGAACCAUAUUUACGAUGUCCGAAAGUAUGCAAGAAAUUAUUUCAUGUACCACAUACUCGUAGGCUCCCAUAUGGUUUCCCCUUAAAAAAAGAAACCCCUCUGUAGCAAGAGUUCCGGAUCACAUUAGCAUAUCUUCAAUAUGUACAUAGUUCUAUUCAUCUCACCUCAAAUCGCCACAUAGCAACACUCAUCUUGUAUAUAACAUCCACUUUGAGCAACAGUAUCGCAGUGCAGUAGGAAAGUAGGAUUGUGAGGAACGAAGGAAAAAAAAACACAUACCAUAUAAGCAAAUUGUGGCACAGCAAUUUGAUAGCCUACAACUAAAACUAAAUAGAAAGAUUCCUAUAAACGUAUGUAAAUCGUAUAUAUACUUAUGUAUGUGUAUACUUUGAUCUGUGUGUGUUUGUAUGUUAAACAAUUUUAGUUCGUUAGUUAAUGAUAAAGCAAAGAAGUCAAAUUCUCUAGAUGUUUAAGCACCAACGAAACAAACAAAACGAAAAAUUGUACCAAAAAAAUAUUGUGGCAGAGUGGCAAGUGGAUUCUGCAAUUGUCGUUUGCUUGCAAGUAACGCUCAUCUUUUAUGGAACACGGCAAGGAUAUAAAAGUAUUGUAAUGUCCCGAAAAACACACAUAUAGUGCAUAUACGAGUACGAUAACGAUGUGUAACUUAACCGUUAGUUGAAUUAUCUCUAUGGGUACCAAAAGUCUAACUUUAGUAGCAUUAACCAACCGCUUAGUGAUGAUGUUAGCCAGGGGCGGACGCAGAAAAAAAUUUUGGGGGGGGUCCGGCCAAAAAAAUUUUUAGUUUAUAUGGUUGAAAGGCCGUGUGCUGUAAGGAAAUUUGAAAAAGUCUGCGAUUUUGGGGGGUCCGAACCCCCCAAACACCCCUGCGUCCGCCCCUGAUGUUAGCUGUCGAGUAACGAAAAAACCGAUCCGAUCGCGAACCUAGAUUAUAAUAACCGCCCUUUAUCCCGAAACCGAAAUAAGAAAACAAAACAAACACUAAGCGCUUUGAAUCCCCCGUCUCAGCGCUCUUUUCGAAUUUAAAUAAUUGUAAUGUUAUGCGAUAAUAAGAAAUGUAUUUGUAUCCACAUAUGUACUCGAUGGUCUCAAUGGGCUGGCCUACUAUGCAAAACCCAGAGCAUCAAAUGAAAGCAUUUUCCUAAUGAAAAUCAGCACGUUUAACGCUCUGUUUUUCGCUCGGAUUUACUGCUCGUACAUAUUUCGCAGAUGCGUCUAUAUAAAUCCGUGUAAUCCUUCUUUAGAUUAAAUUGUACUUUGUGAGUUUUGUUAUUUAUUGUCGGCAUUAUAGAGAAACCUAUCGAAAAUACACAAAAUAUUUGCUGUAAAGGACCAUGUUCAAUAAGGCAAAACUAAAUAAAGCAACAUAAUAUCUA
This is a messenger RNA of Drosophila ficusphila, 7323 nucleotides long. RefSeq names its product dual 3',5'-cyclic-AMP and -GMP phosphodiesterase 11 (gene Pde11). The record is from RefSeq and is a predicted model, not a curated record. NCBI's taxonomy places the organism in Eukaryota, Metazoa, Arthropoda, Insecta, Diptera, Drosophilidae. Gene Ontology annotation, molecular function: 3',5'-cyclic-AMP phosphodiesterase activity; 3',5'-cyclic-GMP phosphodiesterase activity; protein binding. Gene Ontology annotation, biological process: signal transduction.